Galeopterus variegatus (Sunda flying lemur) is the source of this 4666-nucleotide messenger RNA. It is a transcript of the gene FAM184B, whose product is annotated as family with sequence similarity 184, member B. The transcript has 19 exons. The record is from RefSeq and is a predicted model, not a curated record. NCBI's taxonomy places the organism in Eukaryota, Metazoa, Chordata, Mammalia, Dermoptera, Cynocephalidae. The coding region runs from base 1 to 3573 and encodes 1190 amino acids.
AUGAUGGUGAUUUACACCCUGAACACCCGCCAGGAUGAGGCCGAGGCCAGCCUGGAGGCGCUGCAGGAAGCGCACCAGAAGGAGCUGCAGAACGCGGUGGCGGAGACCGAGGCCAGGCUCCUGCAGGCGCAGGGCCGCGCCGCCCAGGAGCCCCUUCUCCAGCGCAUCCAGGCCCUGGAGAGCGCCCUGGAGCUGCAGAAGAGGCUGACGCAAGAGGCGCGGGCCGAGUCGGCUUCGUGCAGGCUGGAGACCAAAGAGAGAGAGCUGCGGGCCGAGGCGGAGCACGCCGAGCGCGUCCUGACGCUCUCCAAGGAGAUGCUGGAGCUUAAGGCUGACUAUGAGAAGAGGCUCCGGCGCCUGACCAGCCACGAGCCCCCGCCGCGGGCCCGGCUUUCCCAGGAGAGCCCUGACGCCGAGGCAGAUCCUGGCCAGGGCCCCGGGAUGCAGGAGGUCCUGCUGGAGGUGGAGCGGCUGCGGGUGGAGAACCAGCAGCUGAGCAAGGACUACGCGCGCAAGGCCGAGGAGCUGCAGGCCACCUACGAGCGGGAGAACGAGGCCAUCCGGCAAGCCAUGCAGCAGUCGGUGAGCGAGGCCCUGUGGCAGUGGCAGGAGAAGGAGACGGACCUCCGCAAGAACUUCCAGGGCCAGGAGUCGGCCCUGCAGGCCCAGGUUAGGAAGCUGGAAGGGGACCUGGAACACAGAGGCCGCAAGAUAAGUGACCUGAAGAAGUACGCCCAGAAGCUGAAGGAAAGGAUUCAGGACCUGGAUGUGCAGCUCAGGGAGGCGCGACAGGAGAAUUCAGAGUUGAAAAGCACCGCAAAAAAACUUGGGGAGAAGCUGGCUGUUGCCAAAGACAGACUGAUGCUGCAGGAGUGUCAUGUGACAGAGAAAACUGAUGACAUGAAGACUGAGCUAGUUUCAGACAAUGAAGUCCCGGGGGAAAUGAAUGACUUAGAAGCCCGCAGUCUUCAUCCGCAGCAGAAUCAAAGCUUUGCCAAGGAGUGUCCACGUAUGAAAGGAGACACAGAUACACAGAGCAAAAAAGAGGCAAAUAUUGAGACAGAAUAUAUGAAGCAGCAGUAUGAAGAAGACCUUCGUAAAAUCAAACAUCAGACAGAAGAGGAGAAGAAACAUCUCAAAGACCAGCUAGUGAAGCGACUGGAAGAUUUGGUAAAGAAGCACGCCGUGGAAAUCAAAUCAGUCCGCUUAUCUGUGGAGGCUGAAAGAAAGAAGCUGCAGAAGGAAGUAGAAACACAGUUGGAGGAAGUGAAGAAGAAAUCAGAAAAAGAAAUAAAGCAGCUGGAAGAAGAGAAGACGGCCUUGAAUGUGAAGCUGCAGAAUUCUCUGCUGGAGGUUUUAAGGCUGGAAGAAUUUAUCCAACAAAAUAAGGUAUAUCCCCGAAGAGCCAAAGAAAGGCCCCAGGAAUUAGACUGCCAACACCACAGCAUUUUGGAGACCCAGGAUCUGUGCUCGAAGCUGAAUGAACCUUUUCGGACACUGCCCAGAGAAGAGUAUAAAGAUAAAUUAGCAGCUGAAGAAGGAACCAGCAGCGACGAAGAAGAAAGGAUCAAAGUGCCCCUCAAGGAGGGGAGUGAUCCGCAACCUCCACUGGGCUCUUUGCUGAAGGAGAAGGCACCCGAUAUCGAAUAUCUACAGGAGGACUGGCAAAGCCAGAAGGCCAAAUUGCAAGCCCAGGUCUCGCAGAUGCAGCAGGCUCUGGAGCAGUGCGCCAGCGACUACAGGGAGGACCUGCGGGAGCUCAGGCAGCUCUCAGAGCACGAGAGGGAGAGGCUGCAGCGCGAGCUCCAGGAGAGCCUGCAGCAGAACCAGGCCGUGAGAGCCCAGCUGGAGGCUGCCCACCAGCGAGCCCUGCGCAUGCUGGAGAAGGCCAAAAAUCAGGAACUCAAGGCCAUAGAGGAGCGCUUGAAGAAAGAAUCCAGCCACAGCCUCCAGAUCCAACACCAGGCACACCAGCUGGAGAUCCAGGCCUUGGAGGAAAAGGCCAAGCAAGAGCUGCAGGGGGAGCGUGAGCGGAUGCAGGCCCAGCAGGCUCUGCUGCUAGAGUCCCUCCAGCAGGAGCUGUCGGAGCAGCAAGCUGCCUGCUCUGAGCACCAGAAGGACUUGGAGGCACUGCAGGCCAAGCUGAGGGCUCUGGACAGCUUGGGCAGGUGGCAGACCAUCAGCCAGUGUCCUGAGGACAACGAGGAACAUGCCAUCACUGCAGAGGGCGCCCACACCGUGCAGACCCCAGAGCACAAAGCAAGAGACGAGGUUGGGUCGGUGGUCGACGAGGUUGGGUCGGUGGUCGGAGGACCGCGGACUGUCACUUCUCGCCUGAGGGUCGCAGGAACCUUUAGGUGGGGACUCCAGGAAGGGGGACGACAAGGGCAGAGGCUGGAGGAGGGAGACAGGGGGAGCAGCUUGCCCAAGGUCCUGCAGCUAGGAAGUGCUGGAGGAAGCCACAGACACAGACAGCCUGGCCCUAAAAGCUGCUCCCUUACCCCGUCCCACCCAGCUCUUCCACCUUGGCCUAGUGGUCUCCCCGGUCUCAGGGUCCCAGCAUGCAGGAAUUCUAAUAGAGAAGCUCAGCCUCCAGGCCUCCACCUGCCCCAUGUGAAGGGAGUAUUUUCUGGGACUCUCCCCCAGGGCUGUUCUCCACCCCUUCCCCUGAAGGCUGUCCUUCAUGGAAUGAAGGGGGGGUUGAGAAGGGGUCCCACAGCGGGGCUUGUCCUGGACCCCACAACUCAGAGACCCCAGCUCUCCUUCCCAUGUUGUUCUGACCUCAGAUUCAUAACCUUCCCCCACCCAGAGACUCAAACCAGGCAUCAAGCAGAGGGAGGAAUGAACCCCAGACUCAAGGGGCUCAGUCCCCAGAGCCUGGACAAGCCAUUUGCUUCCAUCCCCUGCAGCUUGCUGGAGGAGGAUCAGCAGGCCCAGCGGGCCGGGGAGGUGGAGACACUUCGCCAGGAACACCGGAAAGAGAUGCAGGCUAUGGUGGCAGAUUUCAGUAGUGCCCAGGCACGGCUCCAGGCCCGGCUGGCUGCCCUGGAAGCCGAACUGAAAGAUGCCAGAGAAAAGCCAGGGAAGGGCACGUCCAGGCCCGAAGACCUCCAGCUCAUAGGCCGUCUGCAGACCCGCCUGAAGGAGAGGGAGGAAAUCAUCAAACAGCUCACGGAAGAGAGAAGAUUUCACUACGCAGCAUUCCCCAGCGCAAUGUCCCAUCGAAAUCGGUCCUUUUCUUUCAAUCCUCACCCAGGAUAUUUGACCCCUUCCAUGAAGAAAAAGAAAAUGGAGGAAGUGCCCAGCCGAGUGGUCAGUGUGCCAAACCUCGCCUCUUACGCAAAGAACUUUCUGAGUGGAGACCUGAGCUCCAGGAUCAAUGCCCCUCCAAUAACCAAGUCACCCAGCUUGGACCCAAGCCCCAGCUGUGGCCGGCCUUACAAACCCACCCAGUCUCUAGAUGCAAAAACUGCCUCGAGGACACAAGAUGGUGAAACAGCCCAACCCAAGGAAGCCCAGCAGAAACAGGGCUCUCCGCACCAGGAAUGGUUUACCAAGUAUUUUUCUUUCUAAACUGAUCUUUGGGAUACAUCACAAACAGAACACUUGAAAGACAUUUCUUUUAAAAUGUCUGAUUGAAGGAAUGAACUAAAAUCAACCAACCAAAUAACUUGCUUGUAAUAUUAUUUAUCUAUGAUAGCUAAAAGAAAUUUUGGCACUAACAUUUCAUACUGUUUCAUUGUGAGAACAGUUCAUUUAAAAAAACUCUUGACAUUAAACAAACCAGUGUUAUUAAAAAGCCCCCACAGGAAAAUGUUAUUAAUGUUCCUAAUGACCUACGUAUUGUCCUUCUAGUGUACAUAACAUCAGUACUCCACUUAGUGCAAUAUCAGACUUUGUGAUUUCCAUGGUCUGCUUUAAAAGCGGUUUUGUUUUUCCUUAGGAUGCUAGUCCUCUCCACUUAAAAAGUUGUGUUUCUAUGUAAAAUGAUAUAAUUCCAAAAUGCACAUCUAACCUCAAUAGGAAGAGGAAUAAAAUCAAGUUUAAGAUAGACAGGAAAGCCAAUUAAAAAAAACAAACUAUAGGACUGGACCGUAGCAUGCUUGGAUUGAAUAUUUUGACUUCCCGGGUCUAGGACAAGCAGCAGAUGAUGGACAAAAUAACACCUACCUCAAGAGGGGCUUUGUGAGGACUAAGCAAAAUAAUAUGGGCAAAAAUACUGAUCAUGAAUGGGAAUUAAGCACGGAAAGGUUUUUCUGUGGAUAACCAAGCCUCGCCUCAUUGUACCUCUAUUUCAGUGACUGUAGGGUCAACUCGGUCAUUUGUAGAGGUUUCUAGACUAUCUGUUUUUUGAAGUCAAAGAUCUCCUGAACUCCUGGCCUUUGGGUUUGGGCCGUUUGCCUCCUGGACAUUUCUUCCCCAUUGCAUGGACUCCUGGUGGGGUAAAUGGAACUGGGAGUGGCUGUUUGCGAGCUGACCUUGCUGUCAGUCCACAUUGAAUUGUCUCACCCUCUGAUGGAGCAACAUGACUCAACACAGCUUUUAGUGGGCAAAAUAUUUUCUCAAUCCUUUGGUGCUGGCUCAGCAGUGGCCCACAAAUAUUCAUUCUAUGCACUGUCAGAUCUUUGCUCUUUGAAUAAAACUUUAAACAACUGGGCAAUAAAAA